Molecule: messenger RNA, 663 nt
Organism: Penaeus vannamei (Pacific white shrimp)
Lineage: Eukaryota; Metazoa; Arthropoda; Malacostraca; Decapoda; Penaeidae
Source: RefSeq, a predicted model, not a curated record
AUGGUGGGCAUAGAACGGGCAUCGCCACCACUCAAAAUAAUCUUGAUGGUGACCUUCCUGCAGCUCUUGAGAAGCACACAAGGGAAGUCAAAAGCAAUAUUCAUCUCGGAAAGUGAUUCAUCCGAGCGUCACCACAGCAUCAUCACAGCGCGCAUCAUCACAGCAUCAUCACACCACAGUGAUCACCACAGCAUCACCACAGCGCGUCAUCACAGCAUCAUUACAGCCUCAUCACAGCAUCACCACAGCCUCAUCUCAGCAUCACCACAGCAUCACCACAGCGCGUCAUCACAGCAUCAUUACAGCAUCACCACAACCUCAUCACAGCAUCACCACAGCGUCAUCACAGCAAUCAAGCAUAAUCACAGCGUCACCACAACAUCAUCACGCGUCAUCACAGCAUCACCACAGUGUCAUCACAGCAUCAUCAUCACAGCAUCAUCACAGCGUCACAUCACAGCGUCAUCACAGCAUCACACAGCAUCAUUCACCAACAGCGUCUCACAGCAUCACCACAGCGUCAUCACAGCAUCACCACAGCGUCACCACAACACCACCACAGCACCCACAGCAUCACACAGCGCCGCACAUCACAGCACAGCGUCAUUCACAGCUCUCACAGCGUCACCACAGCAUCACCACAGGCGUCAUUCACAGGCAUAA